Messenger RNA from Striga hermonthica, 606 nucleotides. The record is from the annotation of a GenBank genome assembly. Lineage: Eukaryota; Viridiplantae; Streptophyta; Magnoliopsida; Lamiales; Orobanchaceae.
AUGCCAAAAACCGAACUGCGUAAAGGGCCGUGGGUCGAGGAGGAGGACGAACAACUAGCUGCAGCCGUGGCCGUUUUAGGCGAUAGAAGAUGGGAUGCAUUAGCAAAAUCAUCAGGUUUAAGAAGGAGUGGAAAGAGUUGCAGGCUGCGAUGGCUGAACUAUUUACGUCCCAAUUUAAAGCACGGAAAUAUUUCUCCGGAGGAAGAAAAAAUAAUCUCCAAACUACACGAGAAAUGGGGCAAUAAGUGGUCAAAAAUUGCUAGGAGAUUGCCGGGAAGAACAGACAACGAGGUAAAGAACUACUGGAGAAGUCACUUGAGGAAGAAAGGUAGUGUUCUUGAUCAAAAAGAAUGCUCGGAAUAUGGCACUGCCAGCCCUUGUUCGUUCCACGAUGAUCAGAGGUUUUCGGCUAAGGACGACGAAUCGGGACCCUCGGAUCGCGAUUCGUGUGAUGAGCUCGAGAUGUUGACUUUUGCAGCGUCGUCGCCUUACGAAACCAGGUUGACCGAGUGGAUGUUGACUUAUGAUGACCUUUGUGAUAAUCAGGAAUGUACAUAUGAUGAAUGGAUCAGUGCUAGUUCUUGGUUUGUUUCUCUAUGGGGAUGA